GCCACCCUGUUGCUUCCCUUUUCUAUGCUGAUGAUGCCGUCAUCUUAUCCAGAACAGCUGCGGAUCUAGCAAAUGCAGUUAAUGCAUUUAUCGCCUAUUGUAAGGUGGAAGCUCUUAAUAUUAAUUAUAAAAAAUCGAAAGUCCUCCACUUCACUCGUUCCCGCAAACUCAAGUUGGAGCCGCUUAAGAUCACAGGUGGCUACUUAGAAAAGGUAAAAGCCUUUAAAUAUCUAGGAUUAAUAUUCACCUAUAAUCUCUCCUGGACCACCCAUCUACAAUCUGCCUUUCUCGCUGCAACCACGACCUCUAACGCCAUUGUCCGAUUUUACCACCAGAAGGGCGGCAAACACCUUCCAGCAGCAAUCCAAAUAUUUAAUGCCAAAGUCGUCCCUAAAUUAUUAUAUGGAUGUGAAGUAUGGACUACAGCAAUAUCAGGUAACCUGGAUCGUCCACUUCAUAUGUUUCUGAGAUCUCUUUCCAGCGUCCCGAGAUGUGUCUCAGGUGCAGCCCUCACGACUCGAGUUCGCCCAGCCUUCAGUUGCUAG
This is a messenger RNA of Podarcis lilfordi (Lilford's wall lizard), 545 nucleotides long. The record is from the annotation of a GenBank genome assembly. Lineage: Eukaryota; Metazoa; Chordata; Lepidosauria; Squamata; Lacertidae.